UUAGUAGCCUAGCUCGAGCGUCCGUCUCCUACCGGUCGGUGUUGCCAACAAACUCUCCCUGUCAUGGCCAUGCUGCAGUGCUGCACGUUGUGACAACCCACGCCGCGAUGAUGACCGACAUCUCAGAAGAGCCGGAGAAGGACAACUUGCUCGAAGCGCCACGAAGUUUGACGGUGCCCGGUUGUGGCACAAGGCCCAAAAACGGCGAUGGCGGCAUCAGGCCUACGGAGAAGAGAGGACCUUACAUCAUGUCCAGAGCACCGGCCAUCCACCUCAAACUACAAAGACACAGGGAGCUAGCCAGGAAAGCUCUGAAAAAGAAGGCUUUCUCACCAGGACCUCCUGUCAUGCAUCAGCCCAGACCAGGAGCCAGGAGAAAAGUCAAGUAUAACAAGGGAUACACUGCCUUGAGUCAACAUGCAGAGGAAACUUUGAUUGCACUGGAUUCAGACAGUGAUAACGAGAUUGAUUUUGAGCAGUGCUCCUCGGGCUACUCCUCAGCCGAGAUCCAUCCUGACCUGAAUAGGCAGCUGCUUCAAGAUGGCUACCGACUGGACGAGAUUCCCGACGACGAGGACCUGGACCUGAUCCCGCCCAAAGCCAUGGGUUCCUCCGUGUGCUGCUGUGUGGAGGGUCCGUCCUGCUGCACGCAGUGAAAGGCUGCCGCUGUAUUGCGGACCAUCUAAGCAGGUUUGUAGUGGGUGUCGGAUGCCGGCGCUUGCUGCAUUCCUGCCCCUUCCCAGCACUGCAGCUGUUUCCUACUCUGGAGCCGAGAGCCGGACUUCUUCUGAGUCGCAUGACAGCACAGAUGGACAGCAGAAAAAAAAAAAAAAAAAAAGCCUUAUCCACUGUGACUCCAAAGCUUGACCUAUUUUUCUAUUUUGUAUUUUUUUUUAUACGUCUAACUAUGCUAGCACUAAAAAUAGUGACUUGCGUGGUCUUGUGGCGUCUUAAUGUUUCAUCUGCAAUUCUAACAUUCUCUGACUGCUGUUACAUUAAUAUGUCACAUAUUCCCAUAUUUAUCAUCUUAAUUGGUUUAAAUAGGCUAUCAAAUACACAAAUAGUGUAUGUAUGGGGUUGAGCGAUGUGUUUUUUUUUUUAAUGGAUAUGUAAUAAUUUGUAUAAUAAUUAGUGGGCAUUGUUGUUAUGAUACUGUUACUGAAACUCACUCCCCUACCAAGGAGUAUUACGGCCACAUUGGAAAGGGGGGAAAUUAUACUACAAGAAUAAAGUCAAAUUUUAGGAGAAAAAAGCAGUUAAAUAUUACAUGAAAAGUUGUAAUACUAUAAGAAGAAAGUCUUAUUUUUAUGACAAAAAGUCAUUGCGAAAAAAAUUAUUUUGGACUAACAUUUCGACUUUGUUCUUGUUCUAACAUAUAUGACUAUUCAUGUAACCUUACACAUUAUUCUUCGGAACAUUGGGACUUGAUUCAUGGAACAUAACUAUUCUUGCAACAUUCUGUCUUUAUUCUCGUGAUAUUACGACUUUGUCAUAACCGUGCAUGUUUAGUCUUUUAACAUUACGACUUCAUUUUUUUUUUUGCAACAUUGGAACUUUAUUCUCGUAAUGUUACGACUUUAUUGUCAUAACGUUCUAACAUUAUUCCCGUAAUGUUAGGCUGUUCUCAAAACGUUACAACUUUGUUCUUUGCGUUAUUGUCACAUUACGACUUAAUUCUCGUAACAUUACAACUUUUUUUUAAUCAUAACAGGAUUUUUUUUUUCUUGUACCAUUAGGACUUUAUUCUUGUAACACCCCAUCUUAAUUAGUGUAACAUUCCAUCUUUUUACUCGUGACAUUACUGCUUUUUCCCUGUAGCAUUAUGUUUUGGUAAUAUUAGUUUUAUUCUUAGAACAUUAUGACCGUAUUCAUGUAACAAGACUUUAUUUGCUUAACCUUUUGACCUUAUUCUAUAGACGUCUUUGUCUCAACACUGACUUUAUUCGUUAAAACUUGAUUCUUGCAGCGUUAUGACCAUCGUAAUAUCAAAACAGAAUUCAUGUAACAUUACGCCUCUAUUUGCGUAACAUUCCGACUUUAAUCAUGAACAUGAGCACUUAAUUCUCGUAAAAUGACUUUAUUCAUGUAGCAUUUAGACUAUUAUCGUGAAGUUACGACUGUUCUAAUCAAAUUGAAACACAAUUCUUGUCAUCUUACAAAUUUAUGAAUUUAACAUUACAACAAUAUUCUUGUAUCAUGACUUCAGUCUCGUAAGAAUGACUUUAUUGCAACUUUUCAACUUUUUAUUCUCAAAACAUUCCAUCUUUAUUCUUGUUACGUCUUUCUCGUAACAUUAACACGUUAUAUUCCCCCAACAUUCCGUCUUGUAACAUUGCAACCGUCACUGAUGGUGUAGUGCUACACUCGCCUGACUUUGUUGUGGGCAGCGUGGGUUCAGUUCCCACUCAGUGACGGUGUGAAUGUGAGUGCAAAUGGUUGUCCGUGUCUAUAUGUGCCCUGCAACUGACUGGCGACCAGUUCAGGGUGUAGUCCGCCUUUUACCCGAAGUCAGCUGGGAUAGGCUCCAGCGUCCCGCGACCCUAACCAGGAUAAGCGGUGUUGAAAAUGGAUGGAUGGAUGCAACAUAGCAACCUCAUUCUCUUACGAUAACAUUCACGCAAUGUUUCAAUGCUUUUUGGUAGCAUAGCAAAUUUUUUCUCAUAACAUUACAAGUUUUAUUCCUUGUCGUGUUCCUAUUUUCUCUUUUCAGUGUGGCCUGAAGACACCUUCGUAGUCGUCUUCUGUCAAAAAGUUAACACAAGUGCGGUCUAGAAUUUACGUAAUGAGUGAACGAGCAAAGACCGUGAGCUAGGCACUGGUGUGUAAAAUGAAAACAAUACAUUAAAUGUACUUGGUUUGGAAAUGAACAUACAUGUAAAGUGCUAAACCAAAGGGGUUUCUGGUGUAUUGAGAAGCAAUGUUAUGCCAAGAGUGCGUUUACGCCACAAUAGUAGUUAUUUAUUGAUAACUUUAAGAGAUAGGAACAGCAGUAUGUCUCCAGAUGGGAAGGAUGAGAAUUGGUUUAUCACAUUUAGAUUUUUCACAUUGCGUUACAGAACUAUGAUUGCAACUGUUGGAAAUGUUUAUUUUGUGUGUGUGUGUGUGUGUGUGUGUGUGUGUGUGUGAGAGAGAGAGAGAGAGAGAGGACAAGUACUUUACUUUUUAUGUAUUUUACAUUUGCGUAAUAGAAACAGCUUUUUGUUUGAUGAUUAGUGGUUUCACCCCGCACUGACAUCGUGUUGCGGCAUUGGUUCUUCUGGAGGAAGCAAAGCACUUAUACUAUAGAACACAGCAAAUGGCAUUGCAAACCACCUUAUAAUGACUUCGACACAAUCAACAAACAAAUGUUGAAUAUUGUAAUGAGGAUAAGCAGUAUCAAAAACGGAUUGUGGGAUUAUCGUACAGGAUGCGCUAAAAUUUACCAACCUCUUGCCCAAAGUCAGCCGGGAUAGGCUCCAGCUCACCCACGACCUGAAUGAGAAUGGAUUGACGGCUUCAGAGAGUAACUCUUUAAAUUCUGUUGGUGUCAAGCAGCGGAUAGGCAUCCAAAAUUGGGUUUCAAGGCAAGUGUUUGGGUUUCAAAAUAAGGUUUCAGGACAUGGCUAGAUAGCUGGAUGGAUGGAUGGAUGGAUGGAUCGAUAGGAGAAAACUAUUCAACUUGUAUCAUGCGACUAUAGAUACUUAUUUCAUCCAGUGAAGGAAAUUCAAUUGUCACAGCAGCAUUAUUUACACAUAUACACUUAUAUUAAUGUUAUAGGAACAGCCAAGUAAAAACAAAUAGGCUGGCAAAGUAGGAUUUUGAGUUUGGGUUAGGCUUUCAAAUUAGGGUUUCAAACCAUUGGUUAGGGUGUCAAAAUAGGGUCUCUAGCCAGGGUUUGUGUUUCGUAUGAGGGUUUCUGGACUGGCUUAGUUAUGGUUAGCGUUUCAAUUCAUGGUUUUAGGGCAGAGUUAAGAUGGCAAAUUAGAUUUUCAAGGCCAAUGUUAGAGUUUCAAGUCUGGGUGUGUGGUUCUGUGUUUGUUGACUGGGUGGAGACCCUAAAAAGACAGUGAGUCCCUUCUUUCCUUCCUUUCAUACCAUCCCACUUCCCUUCUCUUCCUUAAAUAGUUCAUUUAAAAGUGUAAACUGUACCUCCUUUUGGCCCACGCAAGUUAAACAUCGGUGGUUGGUUGCAAAAGUCAGCCUGUGCUAUGCAACUGCUGGACAAUCUACUCGUCGACAUAUAUUGUUAUUAAACAAUGCCUAUGUUCUUUUUUAAUACGACUGUCCAUUUCCAUUUGUUUACAUGAUGAAAUAAAAGUCCCAUUGUC
Messenger RNA from Phycodurus eques (leafy seadragon), 4308 nucleotides. RefSeq names its product family with sequence similarity 219 member B (gene fam219b). NCBI's taxonomy places the organism in Eukaryota, Metazoa, Chordata, Actinopteri, Syngnathiformes, Syngnathidae. The transcript has 6 exons. The coding region runs from base 108 to 656 and encodes 182 amino acids. The record is from RefSeq and is a predicted model, not a curated record.